Tachysurus vachellii is the source of this 3749-nucleotide messenger RNA. It is a transcript of the gene slc71a1-1, whose product is annotated as major facilitator superfamily domain containing 14A 1. Gene Ontology annotation, cellular component: membrane. Lineage: Eukaryota; Metazoa; Chordata; Actinopteri; Siluriformes; Bagridae. The transcript has 12 exons. Gene Ontology annotation, molecular function: transmembrane transporter activity. Gene Ontology annotation, biological process: transmembrane transport. Bases 469 to 1926 code for a protein of 485 amino acids. The record is from RefSeq and is a predicted model, not a curated record.
GUGAACUCAUCCACAUCAGUAACUACAGCCUCAAACACACUGUGAGGUCGAAGCUCUGCUUCAUUUGUUCAUCUCUGUACAGAUCUUAUAAAAACACGACAUGACUGUUGGAUGUCAGUUUUGUUUUUGCCUUUCAUCUGGCUUGCUAUACCACUUUUACCAGAGAAACGUACAAUCAACGUUCAGAAACAUAACAAACGCAGACGCGCCCCCUGUAAAUCGAAUGAUGUCCGCGUCACCACGUACAUCCUCCACAAACGGUCUGGUGUGACGUCAUGACGUCACGUCGUACCGCUCAUGUGUUUGAGUUUUUUAGUUAAGAUGGCGGCGGAGUGUAGAAGUGAAUGGGCGACGCGAAGAGUACAACUGUAAAGAAUGUUUCCAGUUCUUUUACGGGAUCCCGCUUUACGGUAAAUUCCCAAUUCGAGACUCGCUAAAAACAUUGAAAUCAACUAGGAUGGUUAUAUCAUGACACAGAGCAAAAAGAAGAAACGGGUGAAUCGCAGUCUCCUGCUGGCCAAAAAGAUCAUCAUCAAGGAUGGCGGCACGCCGCAGGGUUUCGGGUCCCCCAGUGUUUACCAUGCUGUCAUCGUCAUAUUUCUGGAGUUCUUUGCUUGGGGAUUGUUGACUGCACCUACACUGGUGGUUCUUCAUGAAACAUUUCCGAAGCACACGUUUUUAAUGAAUGGCCUCAUACAGGGAGUAAAGGGUUUGCUAUCGUUCCUGAGCGCCCCACUGAUUGGCGCUUUGUCUGAUGUCUGGGGCAGAAAGUCGUUUCUCCUCCUCACUGUUUUCUUCACGUGUGCUCCCAUCCCUCUGAUGAAGAUUAGCCCAUGGUGGUAUUUUGCGGUCAUUUCUGUAUCUGGAGUGUUCGCUGUGACAUUCUCAGUGGUUUUUGCCUAUGUGGCCGACAUCACGCAGGAGCAUGAACGCAGCAUGGCAUACGGCCUGGUUUCAGCCACGUUUGCGGCGAGCCUAGUGACCAGUCCCGCCAUCGGUGCCUACCUCAGCCGAGCGUAUGGAGACAGUCUAGUAGUGGUUUUAGCAUCAGCGAUCGCCAUGCUGGACAUCUGCUUCAUACUGGUGGCUGUUCCUGAAUCACUACCAGAGAAAAUGAGGCCGGCGUCGUGGGGAGCGCCGAUCUCCUGGGAACAGGCUGACCCUUUUGCCUCCCUGAAGAAGGUGGGUCAGGACUCAACGGUGCUCCUCAUCUGUAUUACAGUAUUCCUGUCAUACCUCCCAGAGGCUGGCCAGUACUCCAGCUUCUUCCUCUACCUUCGACAGAUAAUGGGCUUUUCAUCAGAAAGUGUUGCUGCUUUCAUAGCUGUACUAGGAUUACUUUCAAUUGUUGCACAGACUGUAGUGUUAAGUUUACUCAUGCGUUCCAUUGGGAACAAGAACACAAUCUUGCUGGGUUUGGGCUUUCAGAUCCUUCAGCUGGCAUGGUACGGGUUCGGUUCGGAGCCAUGGAUGAUGUGGGCUGCAGGUGCUGUGGCGGCCAUGUCCAGCAUCACAUUCCCCGCUGUUAGUGCACUAGUGUCCCGUACUGCAGAUCCAGACCAGCAAGGAGUGGGUCAGGGAAUGAUAACAGGGAUCCGUGGUCUGUGUAACGGACUGGGCCCGGCUCUCUACGGCUUCAUCUUUUACAUCUUUCACGUGGAGCUGGAUGAGGUUCCUGAUGGAGGUGAAGAUGUCGAGCAUCAAACUCAGCUCCAUCAGCAGAGUGCUAUAAUUCCUGGGCCUCCAUUUCUUUUUGGGGCGUGCUCAGUGCUGCUGGCACUACUUGUGGCUCUGUUCAUCCCUGAACACACACCACAGGGUAGCCGAUCAGGAAGCUGGAAGAAACACACCUCCGGCCACGGGCAUCAGCACAACACUCAGCCUCCAGAGGCCAAGGAGCCCCUGCUGCAGGACACCAACGUGUGAAAGAAAACUGAACCAGAGACAUGAGAAAUGCCAAUCUAUAUCAAACCCAGAGCUUUAAAAAAAAAAUACAAAAAAGCCCAUGUAUAUAGAGGAACAUGUAUUUAAUGACGGUUCUGUCCAGUGGCACCAUUGCAUUGGCUUGUAUUUAUUCAUUUUAUAGUUCUUUAUCCUUUGCUGGUCUUUUUUUUUUUUUUUUUUUUUUUGUUCUUCUUCAUUUUAAAGUUGCAUUCCCAUUUUGGACAGGGCUCUCUCAGGGACAUGAAGCUCAGUCAGAAGCGUUUCUGAACACAGCAUGCUAACCCAGAUACAUCUCAUAUUAAUUGAAUAGUUCAGUGAAAAAAAAUCACAUGUACCCAGUGUUUCUCUCAGUGUGCUUUCACAACUAUUAGUCUGUUUACUGAGUAGGAAUCAGAGUAUAAUUCAUUCAUUUUAUUUAUUUGCUAUUUGGUUUGUGUUUGCACAUAAUUAAAACGAACUAAAUAGCAAAGUGAAAGUACGGCUGAAAACAUCCAAUUUCAGGAAACUUUCAUUAAAAUCCCAAAAAUUCAUGCAAAAAUUAAGCAUGGAGGAUAUGGAGCCAGUUAAGAAUAAAUUAUUAGAUAAGUAUAGGGUAUAAAUAAUCAGAUUAAUAUAUUUCUCUUUUUAAUUCUUACAGCUCUGUCCUUAACCCUUGGCUCAGUUUAGCAGUUCACAGCUAUAUAAUAAAAAAAGAAAAAACAUAUCUGCAACCCAAACACGCAGCAUGUUUAGUUUACCUCCUGUAGUCAAGUCCAUUAAGAAUUGAUACUCUUCCUCUCUCUCUCGCUAGAGUUCAGAUGGAAGCAGACUGAGACACCAGGGCUCAGACACUGACAGAGUAAAGGUGGUGGGCAAAAUACACCAGGGUUCCAUUGAAAAACGGCAUAAACGCUGCAUAUGUGAAAGCAUGUUAAACCUGUGAUGUUGCCGAUCAGUGUGAGACGUGUGAAGGCUAAUGUAAUGGAAGUCCAUCUCACUUUCAAAUGAUAAAAUUCAUCAAAAAUCCAUCAUUGCCUUUUAAAAAUCCAGCAACAAACAUAUCUGAUCGACUACAUUAGGUGUUAGAGACAUUGUGUACAUUUGAGAUUUUUUAUUUUUUUUUUGUGACAAAUCUUUCCUUUAAUGAUUUGUAAACAGAUCAGCCGUUUUGAUGCCUAAACACUUCCUUGUACAGCUUUUUCAUCACAGCUUCAGCGCUAAAGAAAAGCUUCCACAUGCUCACAGUUUCAUUUUACAGCUCCUUUAUCCAAUUGAUCUGUGUAUUAUUUGUACCACUUCAGAGUUAUUGGUGCCUUCACUCACUAUUCUUUUUUUUAUUUUUGUUUUUCGGUCCUAGGUACUACGUGUUUUGUGUUUCUUCUCCUCCUGUAAUACGCUUGAUUGGCCAUAUUUGAUUAUCAUAACAGUUCAGAGUAUUUGAGAAAGAAACACUAACAUGCAGAGCUUUAGGUAUGCUGUGGAAUGGACUGGAGUCUGUAUGUAGGAAGUGUUCACAUUUAGGAGGUGCGGGAACUCAAUGUGGAGAGGAAUUUCAGUGGCCUUGUAUACUUUUCAUUUUUUUUUUUUAGACAAAAACAUUUUGACCAAAUAAAAUAGAGGUUUUUAUUGAACGAUGGCAGGUGUGAAAUAGCUGUUUUCUGGUUAUUUAUAAUUUUUGCUUGCUUUUCUAUGUUUUCUCGUCAUGUUUUGCUGCCUUUCAUUUCAUUAUUGAUUUUAACAUACAGUAAAACUGUAAUCAGCUAAGCGUGUAAAUAUGACAUGACGUAUCUUAAAACAUUUAAAUAAAAGUAUUUUUGACAUUCAAA